AGCUGAGGACAUUAAUCAUUCAUGGGGCUGCUCACCGGGAAACCCUAACCCCUGCCCAGUGGGGCCAAGUGGCCAGCCAGGCCCCACAUCCUUGACAAUGCCAGAUGGCCGAAACCCCCUCACCCUGACCCCUCCAGCACAGCGCAAGCAACGGGCCCCCCCAGGACCCACCUCCUUUGGCCUCACCUCCGUGCCGCUAAAUCCAGAGUUCAAGGCCUCUCUUCCCCAAUUUCACACACCCUCUGCUCCAGCCAGGGUGGCACCCACAAGGGGGCCGCCGUGGGCAAUUCAUCCCAUCGUUGCCCCCCUCCCAGCCUUCGCCCAGAGUCUCCCUCCUGUCUGAGAGCCCUUCUCCUGUCCUCUCUUUGCUCAGCGCUGCCCUCAUCACACAGCGGGGCUGAGCCCUCCACCCUGCAGCAGUGUCGCUCCCAUUUUACAGGCGAGGCAACUGAGGCUUGGAAAGGUGACUUGCUGGGUCUCCCAGCUCACCGGUGGACCGAGCUGUAGCCUGAAGCUCAUUGCAGCCACCACGCCCUGGCACCCACUGUUGCUGAGAACCGUCCUCUUGGCCCAUCUGCCCUGGCCACACAGGGCAGAGGGCCCCGGGUAGCGCCUGAGCUGCCUCUGUCACUUAGCCUAAUCCGCCUCAGGGCCCCGUCCCAGGCCGUGCGCUCUCUGGGUGCAUAAGCAGCUUUACGGGCCCAGAGAGCCAAGGGUGCUUCUCGCGCGGUGUCUCUGAGCCCCGUUGCCUGUCUUCACAUGGCCACAGAGAAGGCCAGGGGGCAGCGUGGCCCAGACCUUGCUCCCAGCCCCCAGAAGCCCCCCGUGGGGGCCCAAGUUCCCAGGAGUGGUGCUGAGGGGCAACCCUUGACCAGGAGGAGCAGCAAAAGGGAGAGGGGGCCCCGAGGGUCCCAGAAAGGCACCGACGGCUCUGGGAGGCAGACCCCCGUCCAGCGCCCCGAGGCCCCCGGGAGCAGCAAGCACGCCUCUGGGACAGGCGGAGGGCCAGAGGAGGAGCCAGCCCCUGCAGCCCCUGCAGCCCCGGGGGCGGCCUCCCGGCACCAGUCCCACCGGCACCGUCCUGCCCCGCACCACGAUGCAGCCCAGAAGACAUACGGGCCUCUGCUCAACCGUGUCUUCGGGAAGGACCGCGAGCUGGGCCCCGAGGAGCUGGACGAGCUUCAGGCGGCCUUCGAGGAGUUUGACACGGACCGUGACGGCUACAUCGGCUACCGGGAGCUGGGCGCCUGCAUGCGGACGCUGGGCUACAUGCCCACGGAGAUGGAGCUGCUCGAGGUCUCGCAGCACGUCAAGAUGCGGAUGGGUGGCCAUGUGGACUUCGAGGAGUUUGUGGAGCUGAUGGGCCCGAAGCUGAGGGAGGAGACGGCGCACAUGCUCGGGGUGCGGGAGCUGCGCAUCGCCUUCCGGGAGUUCGACAGGGACAGGGAUGGACGGAUCACUGUGGCUGAGCUGCGGCAGGCAGCGCCGGCCCUGCUGGGGGAGCCGCUGGGGGACCCUGAGCUGGAUGAGAUGUUCCGAGACGUGGACCUCAACGGGGACGGCACCGUCGACUUCGAUGAGUUUGUGAUGAUGCUCUUCACCCACUGAGCUCCAGGCGGGGGACCGCCUUGUCCCUCUGGCCCCAGACCGGCAGGGUCCCUGCUGCACGCCCUCCCCGGGAGGCCCCGGGAUGAAGGAGACCAGCAGCCCAAGCUCCUCCUGCCCCUGACCACACCUGGCUGGAGCGCCGGCUUGUGACGGCACCCACCCACCCUCAUCCUCGCCUCCUUCCCACCUGGGGAAAGGAGGUUCCAGGACAAAAGCGACAGUCAGCUGCCUGGCAUUCCCCAGCGAGAGCAAGAUUUGGGUCUCUGCAGCCCCUCUGGGCGGGGGGGGGGAGCUCCCCACACUGGCAGCAUUAACAAAUGGGGGUUGGGGGGGUAAAGGGGAUGGCUGGACAGGACCCUUCCCACUACUUAAGUGU
Phyllostomus discolor (pale spear-nosed bat) is the source of this 1984-nucleotide messenger RNA. It is a transcript of the gene CABP4, whose product is annotated as calcium binding protein 4. The record is from RefSeq and is a predicted model, not a curated record. Lineage: Eukaryota; Metazoa; Chordata; Mammalia; Chiroptera; Phyllostomidae. Gene Ontology annotation, molecular function: calcium ion binding. The coding region runs from base 760 to 1608 and encodes 282 amino acids. The transcript has 6 exons.